Xylona heveae TC161 is the source of this 987-nucleotide messenger RNA. RefSeq lists its product as hypothetical. The transcript has 2 exons. Bases 1 to 987 code for a protein of 328 amino acids. NCBI's taxonomy places the organism in Eukaryota, Fungi, Ascomycota, Xylonomycetes, Xylonales, Xylonaceae. The record is from RefSeq and is a predicted model, not a curated record.
AUGUCUUCGGCGAGAAGGGGAAGAGCAGAAGUAGCCCCACGCCCAAUCAAAAAAGCUCUGCACUGCUACAAACCUAUUCGUCUUCCUCGAAUAGCCUACCGUGCCUAUAACGUCCUUAGCAAUGGCAUGAAUGGCCCCACUGGAUUCACGGCUGGAAAAUAUGUAGAUAUUCCUGUGCGGACUCCCAGCAAGUCAGAUAAGCGCACUGCAGAGUUUGAAAAGGCUGUCAUCAACCAUCUGCGGAAGGACUCGACAGAGCCGAGUCCAUUCAUCUCGGCGACGCACGAUUUCUUGCGUGUUAUUCACAUCGCAGAAGAGAAGAGGAAAGCAGGCUUCCCGGUUUCCAUCGCUGUCAUCGAUCUCUGGGAAGUUGCCCGGCCAUGGGAAAGGGCAGCACGAAGCGGACGACAUGUGCACUACGUCAAAUCAUUGUUUGACUUUUUGGCCUUGGAGCAAUGGCAAAAGCAUCUCUACUAUGGCCAAUCCGAAUAUCUGAUAUGGGGUCAAGUAAGAGCCAGCGCAAUCAUUGCUACCUUUUCAAUGGACCAACUGUUCCGGAAAUUUGCUACCUCGACACUGUCGCUAUCGUUCAUGCAUUUAGAUAUCCUUACAAAGUGCAAACGCAUUAGGGAGUUUCGGGUGACGUGUGUAAGAACCGCAUCCACCAAAGAUCACGGGCUGGCUAUUGGCUAUCUGAUCAAUUGCAUUGGCGUCGCCGAUGAUCUAGUUACCAUUUUUGUAUCGGAAAUCUUAAGAUCUUUCCAAUUUAGAAUCGCUGAAGCGGAUAAAUCAUUUUUGGCUGCUAUUGCUCAGGGUGUCGUCGUUCCGGGUGGAGAUGAUGCUAGUGUCGUCAAACGUCGAUUCAAAUUCAUUUUGAAGGGAUUGCUGCAACGUUGCAGAUUGGCCGAUAAUAUAGAAGAGCUCUUCAGCGAGCGAGAGCUGGAGCAGUGUAUAACGGAGGAAGUGGUAAACGGAUGGGUCGUAUAA